AUGGGUGUGGCCUACAGCGCGCUCCUCAAGCAGAGUUGGCCCUCGAAGCCUACUUGGACUCCAGAUGAGAUACCUGAACUUACGGGUAAGAUCGUACUGGUGACCGGUGGCAACUCAGGCGUCGGCAAAGAAAUGAUCCGCGUUCUCCUGCUUCACAACGCUACAGUCUACCUCGCCGCGCGCUCCGAGUCAGCAGCUCAAGCUGCCAUCUCUGAACUCGAACGCUCUACCGGCAAAACGGCGAAGUUCCUGCACCUCGAUCUCUUGGACUUGUCCUCGGUACGCGCCGCUGCGACCGAGUUUCUACGCAGGGAGAAGAGGCUGGACGUGCUGUUCAACAAUGCUGGAGUGUUUCUUGUCCCAAGGGACAAGCUCACCGCGCAGGGGUACGACAUGACAGUCGGCGUGAACGUCCUUGGCCCAUUCCUCCUCGCACAACUACUCCUCCCGGCCCUCUCUUCGCCCCUCAACGCCGAAAAGGGACGCAUCAUUAGCACGUCCUCCGUGACGCACUACUUCGCCCCACACUUCAACAUCGCCGUGGCCCGUCCCGGGAGAGCGAGGGAUAAGUUGGGAAGGGAUCUGCUCGGGAACGACGUGCUGUAUGCGCAGACGAAGACGGCCGAGACAGUGUUGGCGAAGGAGAAGGCGAGGAGGCACGGCGAUAAGAUCGUCAGCAUCGCGAUCAACCCGGGAAACAUUCAGACGAACAUACAGAGGAACAUGAAGGGGUUGGAUAAGGUCUUGGUGGAGAGCAUCUUGUACCCCGUCAAUCUGGGCGCGUAUACGGGUCUGCGCGCUGGGGUGACACCUGAAGCGGCGGAGUGGAAUGGCAAGUAUAUGCGGCCGUGGGCGCAGCUCGGAAAGGCGCAUCCCGCCACGCAGGAUCCGGAGACAGGUCGCAAACUGUGGGAGUGGGCCGAGGAGCAGUGCAAGGAGUGGUUAGAGCCUAUCGAGGUCUAA
Molecule: messenger RNA, 963 nt
Organism: Peniophora sp. CBMAI 1063
Lineage: Eukaryota; Fungi; Basidiomycota; Agaricomycetes; Russulales; Peniophoraceae
Source: the annotation of a GenBank genome assembly